AAUUGUAAAUUGGCGCUUUCGUUUCUGCGUCGAAGGUUAGUGCCAAGAGGUGGACAAGUUUGUGACAUGCCUUUAUCGAGCAAGGCUCGAGUGUAUGCAGAUGUAAAUCUUAAUCGUCCUCGCGAGUAUUGGGAUUAUGAAUCAUAUGAAGUAAAAUGGGGUGAUCAAGAUGAUUACCAAAUUGUUCGAAAAUUGGGCCGCGGCAAAUACAGUGAAGUGUUCGAAGGUUUAAAUAUAACCAACAAUGAGAAAUGUGUCAUAAAGGUGUUGAAGGUAAGUCAUCUCAACGCAUAAUUGCUGCCUUAAGCCUGUCAAAAAAAAGAAAAUCAAGCGUGAGAUUAAGAUCUUGGAAAAUCUACGUGGCGUGACAAAUGUAAUAUGCCUUGAAGCAGUGGUAAAGGAUCCUAUUUCUCGCACACCUGCCCUCAUUUUCGAACACGUCGAAAAUCGGGAUUUCAAAGAGUUGUAUCAUACCUUAACAGAUUACGACAUUCGGUACUACAUGUUCGAAUUGUUACGUGCACUUGAUGCAUGUCACAGCAUGGGAAUUAUGCAUCGGGAUGUGAAACCGCAUAAUGUUAUGAUUAAUCAUUCCCAAAGAAAGUUACGUUUAAUUGACUGGGGUUUGGCAGAAUUUUAUCAUCCUGGGCAAGAAUAUAAUGUUCGUGUUGCAUCACGAUACUUUAAGGGACCUGAGCUAUUGGUUGAUUACCAGAUGUACGAUUAUUCUUUAGAUCUUUGGUCUUUGGGGUGUGUUUUUGCUAGUAUGAUCUUCAGGAAAGAACCUUUCUUCCAUGGUCACGAUAAUUAUGAUCAAUUAGUUCGAAUUGCCAAAGUUCUUGGUACAGAAGAGCUAUUUCAGUAUUUGACCAAAUACGAAAUAGUUCUGGAUCCUCGAUUUAAUGAAAUUUUAGGCCGACAUACGAAAAAGAGAUGGGAACGUUUUGUACAUGCAGAGAACCAACAUCUUGUCAGCCCAGAAUCACUUGAUCUUCUGGAUAAAUUAUUGCGUUAUGAUCACGCUGAACGACUAACUGCUCGAGAAGCUAUGGAACAUGUGUAUUUUCGUGCUAUUGUGCAGGACCAUGGUGGUCGAAUCCCUGUUGGUGCUCAGCAGAAUAAUGAUGGUACUAAAAAACCUGGUUCGACCACGCCAAGUACGAAUCCGACGUAAUAUCCGCUAUUAUUAAAGAACAUUAUUUUCAUUAACGUUCCACUAUGCGACUAUGGAUAAUCUCCAUUCUCCAAUUGUUUGGAUUUGUAUAAAGCCCGGUUGUUUUACUGCAUCCACCAAUCAUAUAAAAUUUUAUAACUUAGUGAAGCGCUUUUGUUUAUCAAUGGGUCCGACUUUUGUGUAUCUGUAUCUUCUAUGUUUAGAGGUGUAUUCCUUUUAAAAUAGUGUUUCUUCAUCGGUGACAUGGUUCUCUACUUGUUUGAUUCGGUUCCGAAGGUAUUUUGCUGUUAGCUUAAAAAUGAAUGCAGUCAUGUUUUGCACUGCACAUUGUCUGUUAAAAAUUGCAUUUUCACGACCAAUUAGUAGAUGACUAUCAGUUUACCUCUUAAAAUUGAAUGAAGCUUGUUUGAUUAUAAAGUUGAAAUCUUUAUGCUUCUUAUUGUAUUUGGCUCACUUUCUUCAGAUGACCUGUUCUAUAGAAUAAAAUAAUUCGUAUGAGAAAUGUGUGCAUAAAUUAUGUGUUUGAGUUUUUAUUCGAUUACUUUCAGUUAAUAAAUUACAUAAAGUAGAAAAUUGAGCGUGACAAUAGAUUUUAGUGUUAAACAGAACAAAUAUAAUUUAUUUGGGUUCAGAGUUAUAUGUUUAUUCUAGACUAAGUGCAAAACAUUACUGAAGUGAAAUGAAGAUAAGUUUAUAGUUUUUGCUACAAAUAAAUGUGAAAAUCCCUGUAUUUAUCGAGUUCGCAAAUGAUUGAAUAUUUUGAUCUAAAAACUUACAGAUUGAUAAUGCUGGUGAUAAUUUAGAUCGAAUUCUACCAAAUUAUAUUAAUUUUUAGUUCAUCUACAAAUUGUUUAGUAAAUAGUAGUCGUUCUUCUAUUCAAAUGAUGAAGUCGUUCUCAGUUUGCCCUUUCUUAUUUAACCUAUACGAAACAUGGGGUAUACAUAGGUUCUGAGCUCAAAAUUGUGGGUAUCUUUGAAGUAAUACUUAUGUUAGACACAGAAAAAGUAGUGAAACUGUUUGUUUAUGAACUAGUAAUCUUGAUAUGCUCAUCCUCUUUUUCGCGUUGGUAUAGAAUGGUAGGCUUUUAAUGAUACAGAUUAGGAAGACAUCCAUCCACUGAGUUGUUGACUAUUAUUCUGAGCAGUGUAAGGAGCUGCAUGUUUCCUGAAUCAGGAUAGUAUUUGAGUUUUGAAUAUUUCUUAAGUUAUGGGGAGUCCCAUCGAGUCGAGUAGCAACUUACUGCAAUUAAGUAUCUUAUUGAAGAAUAUUACACCCUGUAACGUCAGUCAUAUAACUGAAGUUAGGAAAAAUUGAAGACUUAACAUAAUUACAGAUGCAACGCAAAAGAAAGACUAUGUCACAUUAUACUUGUAACUGCGCUAUGCUGAAUAGCCUUGUAACUACUUAUGUUGCCAGACUUGUUCUGUCUAGAAAAUUUACCCGUGUUCCGGUUAAUGCUAUCCUGUAUUUCUGAAGAUUCCAGUUUUAAAUCUUUAUCGUUACUGACAUGAUAUUUUUGUUAAGACAGAGGAAACCGUUACCAGUUCUCAAGAACUGGAUAUUUUAAUGACACCAGAUCAUAUAGGCUUGGCGUUUAAAGCGGUCACUACCCCUUUCCGCCAACAACGUCCAUCCAAUAUAGUUCAGAUUACGGACUAAGAGUAUUUAAUGGGGUUAAGUAUUUUGGGUCUAAGUAAUACUACUGUUACCGGUGGAUUCUAUCACACUAGUAGCCAAAGGUAGUGACGUAAAUUCGUAUACCCUUCACAUUUACUUUACUAAUUUGCUUCAAAGAAGGUUGUGGUUAAAUAGUCAAAAGUAUGUUUUUUAUGACCACAUACCAACUAUCCCCAUUCCAUGAGUAUUCCUUCACAGGAACUAAUAACUCGUAGCAAGUUGUUUGAGUAUUCAUAAUGUUAUAUGGAGUAUUAAGAGUUAUUGGCUAUCCUCCAUCAUGGAAUCCCAAAAAUGGGACUAGGCUUGUGAAUAGCACUUAUAAGUGUUUACUGAAUUUGAGGGCAAAAUAGAUUUGCACGGAACUAUUUAUUUAUUCAAACACAAAUGUUGGCACAAAAGAGUACCGACAUGUAUGUGCCACAAUGAGAUUGCGAAGAGAUAGAUAUGGGUUUGUGGAAGAGAGUUUAUGGCGCGUGUUUGUCGAAUCAUGACCAGCGGCCAAUGUUCACGAGGGGUAAGAGGCAUAUAUAUAGAAGUCCUCAAGCGAAUGUCUCGGUAUUGACCCCCACUACUAGCUGAUCAUAUCUUUAUUAAUGACUAGUUUUCGAAUAUAAAACCCUCGUUCCGUACAGUCUUCAACACGUCAGUGUAGCUUAACCUCCCUUCGUUUUGAAGUUGCACGUAAUUUUUUAAACAAGAAAAUGAAUAAUCUGGGCAUUCAAUUACUGAUUGAAAUAUUUGCAAUCAAUCAUUUAAAGUUACUCAAUUACCCUAAACUUCUUUGUUUUUAGUUCCCAUGUACAUCACUGUAUAAAAUGAAAAAGAUGUACCCAGCAUUAUCAAAUAGGUGGUUUGAUAGUUUGCACUUAUUUAUACUCGGGAUAAUCUUAAAGGUUUAUCUUGCGAUUGUGUGUUGCAAUCACUUCUCAUGUUUAGUUGUAGUUAUUUGGUUGAUUAAUAUUCAGUUUCUAAAAGUGAUAUGAAGUGUUUGUUAUUCGUGUGCACCAGUCAGUAUCGAUACCUAAAGUUGAUUUCUAAAUAUAUUUAUUCAAAUGUGACUCUUAGUCCCAUUGUUAUUCUUUAUUAUUGACUAACUUUAGAUUUAGUGAUUCCGUAUUUAUUGGGAACACUCAAAAGUAUACCUUUGUUUAUGUUGUGGAUGCGGAGGAAUAGACCAAUAAUUAUCAUGUUAAGUCCAAUGGUGACCUUGGACUUUAGAUGGACAUUUCCUAUUGGUCGAUACCUGUUCACUUGUUGAAUAUUGUACAAAAUGUUGUUUUCUAUUUUAUGGUACGAUGUGGUAUGCUUGGUUAGUAUAUAAAUAGAGUAUGUUUGAAAUAUAAUGAUUCAUAUCUCCGAGGCUGUGGCUUGUGUUCUGGACUCAACUGACUGGGCUAGACAGGGAAGCGAGACCAAUAGAGACUCUAGGCCGUCCGUUCGUGUUUACGUGUCGCUGUGAUCGAUCGAUAAGUACGCUGCUCUCUAAUUUUCCAGUCAAGGACACAACAAUUAGCACAGG
Molecule: messenger RNA, 4371 nt
Organism: Schistosoma haematobium
Lineage: Eukaryota; Metazoa; Platyhelminthes; Trematoda; Strigeidida; Schistosomatidae
Product: Casein kinase II subunit alpha, variant 2
Exons: 8
Coding region: 503-1174 (223 amino acids)
Biological process (GO): protein phosphorylation
Cellular component (GO): protein kinase CK2 complex; cytosol; nucleus
Molecular function (GO): ATP binding; protein serine/threonine kinase activity
Source: RefSeq, a predicted model, not a curated record